AGGAGGAGAUAUUUUAUUUAUGCUCUCCACACUCCAUGAAUUCACUUGCUGGGCUUAAAAAGGAGGUGGGUUUAUUUGCUGUGUGCACACAGAAUAAGUUUGUGAAAGCCUAGUUGUAUUAGAGAAUCCCAUAUAUCUAAUUAGACCAUUUGUCCUAAGUUCAUAUACUGGAAUGGCUUGGAUUGGUUCACCAGAUGGGAACUUCUCCUUAUUUCAAGAAGGUGAUCAUGAAUGGAACUACAGUUACGAUGAUGAUUCUCUUGUUGGGUAUCAAUGCUUGUAUUCUCCAUCAUUUGAUGGCAGGGUUGGAACUCCUCUAACUUACCCACCAGUCUCAGUAGGCCCAAUAACUAAUGAUAUGAGUGGGGUGAUGAAUAGUGUUGAUGAUCCAGACUGCCAUUCAAUUGGUGCAGGUUUAGUGUCUCCCUUUAUUAAUGGUAGAGAGCACAAUUCAUUCCAGACACAGCAAAAAACUGGAGGUAAGUGUUAUUUUGAUGGAAUUAUUGGAGAAUACUGUUCUGAGGAUGCCAAGGACAAGAAGCACAGUGAUUUUGGCAAAUUUGGCUUUGGAGUAGGAGCCAAUAAUGGUGAUAAGCAUGAUGGCAUGGCUGUGAGAAAUAAGAGAGUGAAGAAGAAUGCCCAUGAUUCUCCUGCUAAGAAUCUCAUGGCAGAGAGGAGGAGGAGGAAGAAGUUGAAUGAUCGACUGUACAUGCUUCGUUCGGUAGUUCCUAAGAUCUCUAAGAUAGACAGGGUCUCAAUUUUAGCAGAUGCUAUUGAGUAUUUGAAAGAGCUUUCACAAAGUAUCAGUGAACUGUAUAAUGAGCUCAUGCAACCUUCAGAGAUUCCUUAUCUGCCUUGUUCCUUCAGGUUCCAGCCCUUGACAAAUACACAUUCUUCUUUUCCCUACAGAGACAAGGAGGACUACAAUAUUUUGGUGCCUAAACCUGAUGCACUACAAGCAAAUGUAGAAGUGAGGAUAAAACAAGGGAAGGCCUUGAAUAUUCACAUUUUCUGCUCGAGAAAGCCUGGUUUGCUUCUAUCCACUAUCAGGACUCUAGAUGGGCUUGGUCUCGACCUCAAACAAGCUGUUAUAAGCUGCUUCAAUGGCUUCACUGUGAAUGUUUUCCAAGCAGAGCAAACUAUAGGCCAAGAAAUUGCACCAGAAGUGAUUAAGGCGCUGCUGCUAUCAGAGUACUUUUAUACUCCACCAAACACACCAGAAGACUUUAUCUUAAAUUCACAUUCAGCUCCCUCUCUGCUACAGAAACAUACUAUUCCUUCCAAUUCCUUUUUGGGUCAGAACAGAAAAUAAGAGAGGACUAGGAGUUAACAUUACAUACUACCCAUGUUUGCAGUAAGUGCUGUUGGGCCAAUCUAUGUAUACAUUUAGAACAAACUUUGCUAUUUUGGUUGAAGAUUUCAUUGCAAGUCUUAACAAAUAGAUUUCAUUGCUAGUUAUGGAUUCAAUGUAACUGCCUUUUCUUUCAGUGCUAAGAAUCGUAGUUUGUUAGGUUUGGCAGGGAAAUUUUCAGUGCUAGAAGUACAAAAUGAUGGUUCUAUAAUAUUGUGGUCCAUUUCUCUUCUAUCAAAUAAUUUAUGAUUAUCCAGAGUACCUGCCCAGGUCUGUGGAUUUUGAGGAAAGGAAUAUAUAUACAGGCUCCAGUGUUUCAA
Messenger RNA from Cryptomeria japonica (Japanese cedar), 1671 nucleotides. Its product is annotated as transcription factor SCREAM2. Gene Ontology annotation, biological process: regulation of DNA-templated transcription. Lineage: Eukaryota; Viridiplantae; Streptophyta; Pinopsida; Cupressales; Cupressaceae. Gene Ontology annotation, cellular component: nucleus. The coding region runs from base 173 to 1312 and encodes 379 amino acids. The transcript has 4 exons. The record is from RefSeq and is a predicted model, not a curated record. Gene Ontology annotation, molecular function: sequence-specific DNA binding; DNA-binding transcription factor activity; protein dimerization activity.